This is a messenger RNA of Adineta ricciae, 3321 nucleotides long. The record is from the annotation of a GenBank genome assembly. Lineage: Eukaryota; Metazoa; Rotifera; Eurotatoria; Adinetida; Adinetidae.
AUGCCAAAUGAAAAUCUAGAGCAUACAGAUACGAUCAAUGUAUUCAAGAUUUCACGUGAAGAUUUAGAGCAUUUGAUGCAGACAUAUCAUCAUGAUGGUUUAAGAGAACUUAAUAGUGAAGCUUUCGGCGGAUUAACUGGUUUAGAGGAAAAACUACAAACCAAUUUUAUAUCAGGUUUAUCAGGUAACCCAAUAGAUUUAUCUCAUCGACAGAAGCUAUUCGGGUGGAAUGAAAUACCUCAAAAAUCCUCGAAAAGUUUUUUUCGUUUAAUGUUUGAAGCGCUUCAAGAUGUUACACUGAUUAUUCUUAUGAUUUGCUCGUUAAUAUCAUUUGGUCUUGCAUUUUAUCGCCCUGACCAUCAAUCGUUUGAAUUUCAAUUGAAAACACAUAAAGAAACAAAUGUCGAAUGGAUAGAAGGUGCGGCUAUUAUUUUUGCUGUGAUUGUUGUUAUAGUUGUUACUGCUUUUAAUGAUUGGAGUAAAGAAAGACAAUUUCGUGGUUUACAAAAGCGUAUCGAACAAGAUCAAACAUUCAACUUGAUUCGAAAUAAUCAAUUAGAACAAGUCAAUUUGAAAGAUAUCGUUGUUGGUGAUGUUUGUCAUAUAAAAUAUGGAGAUUUAUUACCAGCGGAUGGUCUAGUUAUACAAUCAAAUGAUUUAAAAGUCGAUGAGUCUUCUCUGACAGGAGAAUCUGAUCUCAUAUCGAAAAAUCUCCAUAAAAAUCCAUUUCUUCUCUCUGGUACACAUGUAAUGGAAGGUAGCGGUAAAAUGCUGGUUAUAGCAGUGGGCGAACAUAGUCAGACGGGUGCUAUCAGUAGUUUACUGCGUUCGCCAGCUGAAAUAAAAAAUGAACUCACAAAAACACAAAUGUCAGAUGACAAUCAUGUGAACCGAAGGAAACAUAAGGAACGAUCCAUUUUACAAACAAAAUUAACCAAACUAGCCAUUCAGAUCGGUUACGUUGGAAUGAUUGUGGCUUCGUUAACCGUUCUCGUUCUUAUCGUGCGCUUUUCAUGGGAAGAAUUUAUUGUAAAACGUCAACCAUGGCAAAGCAAAUAUUGGAAUCGUUUCAUACGACAUCUCAUCACUGGUAUCACCGUUCUUGUUGUUGCCGUUCCUGAAGGUUUACCAUUAGCCGUGACGAUUUCCCUUGCCUAUGCUGUCAAAAAAAUGAUGUAUGACAAUAAUCUCGUUCGCCAUUUGGAUGCGUGUGAAACGAUGGGAAAUGCGACGACAAUAUGUUCAGAUAAGACCGGAACGUUAACGACCAAUCGUAUGACAGUCGUCGAAGCUUAUCUCGCCGAUAAACAUUGGAAAAAUGUUCACAAUCCAGCUCAAAUCAAAGAAAUGGUUUUACCAGAAAAGAUCAAAGAAAUACUUUUCGAAGGAAUAUCUGUUAAUAGUAGUUAUACGUCAAAAUUAGUAGCACCAUCAGAGAAAGAACUGUUACCGAAACAAGUGGGAAACAAAACUGAGUGUGGUUUAUUGAAUUUUAUUCUUGAUCUGAAUGGAAAUUAUGAAGACAUUCGAAAAAUGCAUCCGGAAGAAGAUUUUCUUCAUGUAUAUACAUUCAAUUCCAUUCGGAAAUUAAUGUCUACAGUUAUUCAACGAACAGAUACAAUACGUUUACAUAUGAAAGGUGCAUCGGAGAUCGUUUUGCAGAAGUGUACAACUAUUUUAGAUCAACACGGAAAUCUUAUUCCGUUAGUAAAAGAUGAUCAUCAUCAUCUUUUACAUAAUGUUAUCGAACCGAUGGCUUCGGAUGGUUUACGAACAAUAUGCAUUGCAUAUAAGGAUUUUACUCAUCCACCAGACGAUUGGAAUGAUGAAACAACCGUGUUUGAAGGGUUAACAUGUGUGUGUAUUUGUGGAAUCGAAGAUCCUGUUCGACCGGAAGUUCGGCAAGCAAUUGAGCAAUGUAAAAAUGCUGGGAUUACCGUUCGAAUGAUUACAGGUGAUAACGUAAAUACAGCACGGUCCAUUGCAUUGAAAUGUGGUAUUAUAACACCUACGGACCCGUUUCUUGUUCUCGAUGGAAAAGAAUUCAAUCGUCGUAUACGUCCGAAUCGCUUCGAAAAUGUUGAUCAAGAUCUCUUUGAUAAAGUAGGUCCACAUUUACGUGUAUUAGCACGAUCGUCACCUCAAGACAAAUAUCUUCUCGUUAAACAUCUCGUUGAAUCGAAGCAUUCGUUCACACGCGAAAUUGUCGCGGUAACAGGUGAUGGAACGAACGAUGGUCCGGCUUUGAAAAAAGCAGAUAUUGGAUUCUCAAUGGGUAUUCAAGGUACAGACGUCGCAAAAGAAGCAUCAGAUAUAAUUUUAAUCGACGAUAAUUUUACUUCGAUUGUUAAAGCAAUCAUGUGGGGAAGAAAUGUAACGGAUUCGAUUUCGAAAUUUCUUCAAUUUCAACUAACAGUCAAUAUCGUUGCGUUAGUCUGUGCAUUUGUUGGUUCAUGUAUUGUUAAAGAAAGUCCACUACGUGCUGUACAAAUGCUUUGGGUGAAUUUGAUUAUGGAUACAUUAGCUUCGUUAGCACUUGCAACCGAUCGACCAACGGAAGAUUUGUUGAAACGAAAACCAACUGGUCGAAACUAUUCGUUGAUAAAUCAUCAAAUCGCAAAAAAUAUUAUUUUACAAGCGAUUUAUCAAUUGACAAUCAUUCUGUUUCUUUUAUUUGCUGGUCCUCGUGCAUUCGAUAUUCAAAAUGGUCAACCAGGUCCGGGUGGUUAUGUUCCGUCUGAACAUUUUACAAUGAUCUUCAAUGCGUUUGUCUUGAUGACAUUAUUCAACGAAAUCAACUGUCGACGAAUUCACGGAGAAAUCAACGUCUUUCGUCAUGUGUUUUCCAAUAAAAUCUUUUGUAGCAUAUGGUUGACGACAUUCAUUUUACAAAUUCUUCUUAUUCAAUAUGGUUCAUUAGUGUUCUCAUGUGUUCAACUGUCGAUUGAUCAAUGGAUGUGGUGUUUUCUAUUUGGCAUAGGCACUUUAUUAUGGAAUCAGGUUAUCAAUCUUUUACCGUCUCCGACAUGUUCAUGCUUUCCUCAAUGGAACAAACAAUCGACCGGCAAUCAGUUCGGCGGUAUGGUCAACAACGCUUAUGAACAUUGUCAUGAACAACAUCUUAUUCGAUCAUCUAUCUCUUGCGAUUUAAAUAGCAGCGAUCAUGACGACAUCAAGAAUUUCCGUGUUCUAUGGUUAAGAAAUAUCACACGAAUUCAAAUACAGCUUCGUGUAAUUCGCGCUUUUCGGAAGCAUCUACUUAUUGGAAUGAAACACAAUGCUAAUCGACAUGAAAAUCCAAUUAAUUUUUCAAUCAUUUAA